AUUUUCUCACAUAAUCUAACUUCUUCCCUGACUACUUAAAAGAGUGCCUAUAUUAUGAAAUUAAAAGUUCGGCGAAUAUCCGACAAGACAUUCAACGUCGGCCGUGGGGCACAAACCCCUGACCACUGGGAGUAUAGUUUCUCCUAUUUCAACUUCCUUUCGACACUGUCCAGAUUUAGUGGUACUUAGUACAAAUUAAACCCAGGAAUAAAGAGGAAUUGUCUAUAUCGUGAGAAGUAUAGACAUAUUUAUUCUCAUCAAAUUGGUGGUUUUAAAUUCAUCUUUAUCAUAAUGGUUGGAAUUGGUGCUACGAAGCGGGAACCUACAGUUGUGAUCAAGUUCUUCAGUGCUGGAACAGCCGCUUGUAUUGCUGAUAGUAUUACCUUUCCUCUGGAUGUUGCAAAAGUACGCUUACAAAUACAAGGAGAAGGAAAUGCCCCUGUCAAAAUCACUGGGAAUUCGUUCCUAAAAACCACCGUUACUCCAAAGUACCGAGGUAUGCUAGGUACUCUGACAACAAUUGCCCGACAGGAAGGACCUAAGAGUCUGUACAAUGGAUUGUGUGCCGGCCUUCAACGACAGAUGGCGUUCGCAUCUGUGCGGAUUGGACUGUACGAUUCGAUUAGAUCCUUCUACCAGAACUUAUUGAGUGGGCCCAAUUCCCAAGCUGGAGUGGGAAUCCGUAUUAUGGCUGGAAUCACUUCUGGCGGUAUGGCUGUGAUCUGCGCUCAACCCACGGAUGUUGUAAAGGUUCGUAUGCAAGCACAAGUGUCCGGCCAACCCAAACGUUACACUGGCGCCUUACAAGCUUAUCGUAUGAUUGGUAGAGAGGAAGGCAUGAAAGGGUUAUGGAAAGGUACUCUACCAAACGUGACACGUAACGCCGUGGUAAACGCUUCUGAACUCGUGGCUUACGACGCUAUUAAAGAACUGAUUAUAAAUCGCCGCUUGAUGACAGACAACGCUCCUUGUCACUUUGUGUCAGCUUUUGGAGCAGGCUUCUGUGCUACUGUGAUCGCCUCCCCUGUUGACGUGGUAAAGACCCGCUUCAUGAAUUCCUGGCAGGGUCAGUAUAGUGGAGCACUAGACUGUGCAGUGAAAAUGCUCAGAGAAGGCGGAUUUUUAUCUUUUUAUAAAGGGUUUUUUCCUUCGUUUAUUCGGCUUGGUUCCUGGAACAUCUGUAUGUUUGUUACUUUCGAGCAGCUGAAACGUCUAUGUUGUUUGAUGGGUGACAAAGAACUCUUCUCCCACACAUCAAUUCCUGCUCCAGGAUAUGCCCCUGUUCUUCACUUCUUAGUGGAGCCGCCGUCAUCUACAGCUAAAGUAGAUGGGUUUUAUAAGAAGAGAAUUAACCAGUGGGAUAUCUAGAAGGCGAAGCGUAAGAGAAAUAUUUUGGGAGCUUCGAAAAAAACACGAGCGAAUGCCAUGUGACAUAACUUCACUUGUCGUUUCUGUACAUGUGGUAUACUGUCGACGAAUAUGUAGGUCAAUUUUAUCGAACCAUGCAACACAUGUUCCACCCUAUCACCAUAAGUAUAAAGCAUAUUAAAAUACCUCGGAGAUCAAAUGGUGAGACAAGUAUACAACUAGUGCGUGAAGCAUGUGUAACCCGAAUUUUUCGGUAACUUAAUUUCUAGUUCAGUAUGAACAAAUUAUUCUUGUGUUAUGCUAUAACAAGUGAGACACUACUAUACUUCCAAGAUGUCAGGGACUUGAAGUUAAUCAUCGAAUAAUCGCUGCAUUAUGAACAAUUUAACCGAGCUGAUGAAUAUUUAAUGCUUUAAAUAUUUUAUCAUAUACUCGCAUGUUUAUUUUAAUGCAAUUUGCUCAUUAUGCUUAAAUUUUAACGUUUCAUUUUAACAUUGUGAAGUACCAGUAGCAGCUUUGGGGUGCUAUCGUGAAAUUUCAGAUACAAUUUAAUGUAGUAUUUAAAUUAUACAAACGAGUUAUUUAUCUAAUGUUCCAGCGAUUCGAACAGUACUCUAAUGUGAUUAAACAUUUAAAAGGAUUCAAAGAAAUAAAUGGAAUUACUUUACUAGACUUGAACCACAGUCAUAUUUUUUCCGUAACUUAAGCUACAAUAAUUUUUAUAUAGAUUUUCGUUUGAUUUUAAAGUUAAUUCAAAAAUUGAUCAUUACUGACGGUUCCGAACGAAACCUUUUGCAGGAAGAGUAAAAGGUUUAUUAUUUGUAGCUUAUCAACAGGACACCACAACGACUAAUGAUAUAAUCUUUCAUCAUUGUCUCGAUGCACAGGAUUGGUCAGAAGAUUAUUUCCACUUCUAAUUUUAGUCAGACAGAGUCUUCGAUGCAAUGUUUUAAAUAUUAAGUGAGAAGAUGUAUUCGUAUUUUAUGGUUACUACCACUAAACGUAACUUUCUUUUAAAUUGAAAGUUUGGAGAUGUUACAUCAUUAAUAGGGGAAAUGAAAGUACACUGUUAUAGAAAAAUUGGUCAUGACUUUAGAUAAUGAUAUUGUCGGCUUAGAGUAAAGUAACAUUCGUCAUAACAAGAAUAGCGUAAUCAAAGAUGUUAUAAUUCAGUAUAACUUUGACUUUAAUUGUUCGAAUUUCGAGAAACACUAGGGUUAUACAUUAUACGUUAACAAUACUUACCAGUUAGAAAUGCAGUGGAAGUAUCAUCACCACAGAAUUUUAUGGUAUUGGAAUUAUAUGUAUUAUUAUUCUAAAUUCAGUUUGUUUAUUUUAAUUAUUGGAAAACUGAACGAUUUGGAAGUUUGAAGUAAUGUUUUUUUUUAUUAAAAGCAGUUGCUGAA
Limulus polyphemus (Atlantic horseshoe crab) is the source of this 2774-nucleotide messenger RNA. RefSeq names its product mitochondrial uncoupling protein 2-like. Lineage: Eukaryota; Metazoa; Arthropoda; Merostomata; Xiphosura; Limulidae. Gene Ontology annotation, cellular component: mitochondrial membrane. Gene Ontology annotation, molecular function: oxidative phosphorylation uncoupler activity. The coding region runs from base 292 to 1368 and encodes 358 amino acids. Gene Ontology annotation, biological process: adaptive thermogenesis; mitochondrial transport; mitochondrial transmembrane transport. The transcript is spliced from 7 exons. The record is from RefSeq and is a predicted model, not a curated record.